GCGCGGCCGCCUGCCCAUCUCCUGCAGCCGGCCCGCCCGGCCCUUGCACGCGGAGGGCCUCGGCGCCGAGGCCAGGGCUCUCAACGGGCUGGGCUGUGGCAGCGGCGUCUACCGACCGGCCCUCGGGGUGCUCCGGGGCUUCUGACCGAGCCCCCGCCGACCGCGCAAGGAGUAGGAUUAGUGUUAAGUUUAGUUCGUAGCUUGGGAGUUAUAAAAAUUGACCGGAGAGCGACAAAAACUAGGUGGAAAGACAAGGCGACCCCAGGACGGCGCAAUGGCCUCUCAUGAGCGACCCCAUCCCCAUGCUCUCCAUCCUCGUCGUGUACAACUACCUGGCGCAAAAGCUCGGGCCCGCCCUCAUGGCCAACAGGAAGCCCUUCCGUCUGAGGAGCACCCUGGUCGUGUACAACACGCUGCAGGUGGUGGCGUCCUGUUACCUCUUCUACCAGGGCGGCAGACUUGGGUGGCUGCGAGACUACAGCUGGCGGUGUCAGCCCGUGGACUACGGCACCAGCCCGCGCGCGCUCGAGAUCGCCGCCGCGUGCUACCUCUACUUCCUGGCCAAGCUGACGGAGCUGCUGGACACGGCCUUCUUCGUGUUGCGCAAGAAGGAGCGCCAGCUCAGCUUCCUCCACCUGUACCACCACACGGUGAUGCCCAUCGUGUCAUGGGGGUGCGUCAAGUACAUGCCCGGCGGCCACGGCACCUUCAUCGGCUUCGUCAACUGCUUCGUGCACAUCGUCAUGUACACCUACUACCUGCUGGCCUCGCUGGGCUACACGAACCUCUGGUGGAAACGUCACGUCACGCGGCUGCAGCUGAUCCAGUUUUGCGCGACUUUCAUCCACUCGGCGCAGCUGUGCUUUUACGACUGCGGCUUCCCCCGUUUCACGCUCGUGCUCACGCUGCCCAACUCGGUGUACUUCUACUACCUGUUCAAGGACUUUUACCAGAAGGCCUACGAGCCGCCGGCGCGAGGUGCGCCGCCCUCGUCCGCGCCUCCGUCCGAGAAGUCCAAGUGCGAUUAGGGAUCGUCCAGAAAGUAUUUCCGCUUUUCUCAGAUUCAUGCGGCAACGGAGGGCAGCUCCGCGCCUGCAAAACGCAGGGUGGGCCGCCCUGCUGUACACGCAUGCACUGUAGGCGAAAUAUUGCCUACCUAUCAGGCAAUAUGAGAGCUUGCAGAGGCGAAACUUGGCCGGUUCGUAAAGGUGAAUAACGGACGUACUUUCUGGAUGAUCUCUUGGUAGUGGCGUUGUCGGCCUAUUCUCCUCCAAGCUCCGUCCUCAGAAUGGAUGUGGCCCACAAUCAUUCACUUUCUUU
Frankliniella occidentalis (western flower thrips) is the source of this 1320-nucleotide messenger RNA. RefSeq names its product elongation of very long chain fatty acids protein AAEL008004 (gene sit). Gene Ontology annotation, molecular function: fatty acid elongase activity. Gene Ontology annotation, biological process: sphingolipid biosynthetic process; very long-chain fatty acid biosynthetic process; fatty acid elongation, polyunsaturated fatty acid. NCBI's taxonomy places the organism in Eukaryota, Metazoa, Arthropoda, Insecta, Thysanoptera, Thripidae. Gene Ontology annotation, cellular component: endoplasmic reticulum membrane. The record is from RefSeq and is a predicted model, not a curated record.